AUGAACUGCAGCAAGACUCCUGGCUUUGUUCUCUCGGGAGUGUCCAAUGAUGCAGAGAAAUGGCAAUUUCUUUUUCUUCUUUUCUUGACUUUAUACUUGCUGGGCCUUCUAGGAAAUCUGAUUCUUCUGCUGGCUAUCAUUACUGACAUCCGCCUCCACACGCCCAUGUACUUCUUCCUCAGCCAGCUCUCCUUUGUGGACCUCUGCUUCACUACUACCACAACGCCCAAAAUGCUGGGAGACUUGUGGACUAGGAGUGGAUCCAUCUCUUUCUCUGGGUGCCUGACACAAUUAUAUUUUUUUGCUGUUUUUGCUGAUAUGGACAACCUGCUUUUGAUGGUCAUGGCCAUUGACCGCUAUGCUGCUAUUUGCCAUCCUCUGUGGUACCCACUCCUAAUGACUCCUUGCAGAUGUGGGGGACUAGUGGGUGUGUCAUGGGGAGUGGCCCACUCUGUAUCUCUGAUCCAUACUAUAUUGCUAUCCCAACUAUCUUUCUAUACUAACCAAGACAUUCCUCAUUAUUUCUGUGACUUUGGCCCACUUUUGUGGCUUUCCUGUUCUGAUACCCACCUCAAUGAGGAUCUGAUGAUGGCUCUGGCUGGGUUUUUAGGAAUGAUGCCCUUGCUCUGCAUCAUAAGUUCUUAUGCUCAUAUUUUCUAUGCUGUGGUUAGGGUUCCGUCAGCACAGGGGAAAAGGAAAGCCCUGGCCACAUGCAGCUCCCACAUCUCCAUGGUCAUUCUCUUCUACAGCACAGUCUUUGCCACAUACCUGAAACCCCCAUCAACUUCUCACUCAUCUGGGGAACUGGUUGCUGCAGUCAUGUAUACCUUGGUGAUUCCAACUCUGAACCCUUUUAUUUAUAGUCUGAGAAAUAAGGAUGUGAAAAGUUCACUGAAAAUGAUUCUAGGCAUGAAGAAUUUUCAGGAUUAG
Molecule: messenger RNA, 930 nt
Organism: Lepus europaeus (European hare)
Lineage: Eukaryota; Metazoa; Chordata; Mammalia; Lagomorpha; Leporidae
Product: olfactory receptor 1G1-like
Exons: 1
Coding region: 1-930 (309 amino acids)
Biological process (GO): G protein-coupled receptor signaling pathway
Cellular component (GO): membrane
Molecular function (GO): G protein-coupled receptor activity; olfactory receptor activity
Source: RefSeq, a predicted model, not a curated record